This is a messenger RNA of Pseudo-nitzschia multistriata, 2879 nucleotides long. The record is from the annotation of a GenBank genome assembly. NCBI's taxonomy places the organism in Eukaryota, Bacillariophyta, Bacillariophyceae, Bacillariales, Bacillariaceae.
GUCUAUCAUUUUUUUUUUCAACUUCAAAGUGUAUCUCAAUCAGCGUGGAUUGUCGGAACCCGUGCGCAGCAACUUUUGCCUCGAGAGCAAUUUUUCUGACUGGAUGUUCUUCUCUUCUAUGUGAGAAAAAAUCCAUCAACGCACGGGUGCGGGUGCCACCCCACUAAUUCGUGAUUUUACAAAAAGUUGUUGGUACGUACUGGUACAUCGUACCUCCUAAACAACAACGAGUAAUAUUACAGCGAAAAUUACCAUCGGCUCAAUCCGAUGUUCUCACGGUAAAAUCCACAUAAAGAACUAAGAUUGAAUCAUCAACGUAAUCGAAUCCGUCCAAAGGAAUCUUGUUCUGUACAGCACGUUGACCCCCAUUUUUUCUGUUCCCUCUAGCGAAGUACCAUCUACAGAGAUGAUACCAGAAACGAACAAUCAUCAGUCCGUUUUAUUCUCAUAAAUUUCAGCGUUGUGCAACAAUUAACUUCACGUUCCUCUCGCAUCGAGAUUGACAAACAUUAUGCCAAAGUCCGCGAUGAUUCGCCGCCGUCGACUCCUCGAUGACUGCAGAGGAAAGAGUAGCGCUAGUAGCAAUAUGAUCCUUAUCAUGGCAGCGAUAUUAAGUAUACUGAGAUCUACCGCCGACGCUUUUCAAUCACCAUCGGUGGGGAUGCAAACGAGAACGUGCGAGUUUGUAGCAUCUUCCAAACGAAGAAAGUCCAAGGGCUGGGUGGCAUCAAUAGGAACGUCUUCGUUGCACGUACUCUCRAGCCCUAGGCGAAGGACAUCUUCUACCAGCAGUAGCAAUAUCCCAUACCCCAUCAUCAACUUCCAGGGCAAAAACCCACUUCUGAUUGAUGUUCAGAAAACCGCCAUCGGUWGGGACGAACCGUCUACGCUGUCGGUAUCAACCCAAGCGGUACAAAUACCCGUGGUUUCAAAAAUAGCAGCGGCUCUCCAACCCCUCAUAGAUACUGAGAAAAAAAAGGCAUCCCACUACGAACGGAUUUCGGGAACUGCGUCCACGAGCACCUUGUUCCGGGCCAAGAACAUGCAUGCCAUGGUGUAUCCAUCUCCGUCGGCUAUCUCAAAAGAAACAAUGGACGAAGCACGAACGAGAAAGCGACAAUCGGUCACUGAGGUGAAAACGGUCGAAGAACUCGAUCGCUUUUGGCCCGAGAGCUCUGACUACGAAAAGGGUCGAGGGGAGGAAUGUUCUUUGGAUGAUGUCGAUGAUGAUUGCAUCGAUUACCCAAAUCUCCUCAGGAGCAUCUCGGUCGAGGGUGACACGCAACGGAUUGGCUCGAGAGACCACCUUGACUUUGUCCAUCCCGUGGUCAAGCUUAUGCACGAAAGGAAACGAGAGGGAAAACAAGGAGCAGUACAGAACAGGAGAAUGAACUCUAGCAGUAGCAGUAGCAACGGCAAAAAAGAAAAAAUUGCGUUGGUAGUCGAGGGCGGUGGAAUGCKGGGAUGCGUCAGUGCCGGCAUGGCAUGUGCUAUCCAUUGCCUAGGACUCUCCGACACCAUUGACGUGGUAUAUGGGUCAUCGGCUGGGGCCGUGAUCUCUGCCUACUUUGUCUCCAAGCAGCUGCCCUACUUCGGCCUCGAGGUCUACUACGAUGCACUKACCACCAUGGACAACAACCACAGUUGCAAAACGAGUCUGAAGAAUGCAGUUGCACAGAGGAAAGAAUCCAUCGGCGAAAAUGACCAAGUCGACAACUCAAAUGAUAGAGAUGCGAAUGACCUCCACACGAUUGAUCGCUACCGAAACAAUUACUUUCUAGACCCGAAGCGAAUGACCCGUUCCCUUGGACUGGGGCUUUGUGAUCCACGACUCCUGAAGGAUGUCUGGACAAGACCACUUCAUGGCAAGCCAAUGAUGAACCUCCACUACAUGUUCGAAAGCGUAAUGCAGAAGCGAAAACCACUCGACUAUGAAACUUUUAUCGAACGCCAGAAAAUCCAACCCCUUAAAGUGGUUGCAACCGGUCUGGUGAGUGAGAAGCCCUUCAUCUUGUCACAGGAGAAGGGUCACUUCGACACCUUCGAUGACCUCUGCCAUUCCCUCCAUGCGUCAUGUCUCUUGCCUGGAAUUGCCGGUCCCGUCAUGAACGUAUUGAAGAAGAAGAGCGACUGUGACGAUGAUCGGCAAAAGCCUAACUUUUUUCUACGCAAUAUGCAGAGAAGAAGCAUUCGCAACGAUGACUACGAGCCCCUCGCAGACGCAAUGCUGUCAGCACCAAUUCCCUACGAUAUCGCUCACGAAGAGGGAGCGACACAUGUCUUGGUGAUACGAUCGUCACCGGACGGGACCAAUCUGCUCGAAAUCCCGUCGAUUGUGGCAUGGAUGGGGUCAAGGAUCUACAAGCGAUUUUUCCUUAAAAAGAACCACCUACCUGGCAUGUACAAACGUUCACAGACAGAACAACGCCACCAACGAAYCUACGCAAAGACAAUUCUGGAGUUGAACGAACGGGCUAACAACCCUCAAAAAGACCAAGAUAAGACCAUGACAAUUGCCCUCGAGCCGGGUUCAGACGAGGUUUCCCAUCUUGAAACAACCCGAGAGGGGAUCUUUCGGGGCGUGCGACUGKGAUUUGCACGAGCGUAUGAUACCCUGGUGGAAGAUCCAGAGUUGCGCGGAAAGGGGAAAGAAAUGGCCAUGCGUAUUUUCCCAGAUGAGAUACUCGAUUAUGAUCCAAAUCAAUAUGCAUCGCCUACACAGUCGAGCUUUGAGCAGUAUCUUGAGUCUUCUGGAAUAAUGCCCAAACUAUGGACAAAGGAGAAAGGSCCACCAAURUUAUAGUCUCCAUUCGAACAGAUCAAUCGUGUCUGCAAAGUCCUGCCCUACCUUGCUAUAAAAAUCAAUAUAUUUCCAUAAC